Molecule: messenger RNA, 1130 nt
Organism: Rhagoletis zephyria (snowberry fruit fly)
Lineage: Eukaryota; Metazoa; Arthropoda; Insecta; Diptera; Tephritidae
Cellular component (GO): nucleus
Molecular function (GO): zinc ion binding
Source: RefSeq, a predicted model, not a curated record
CUUUUGCCUAUGACCAAUUUGAGAUAGUUUUCACUGAUAUCGGAACAUCACUAUAUCUACCGAAGAAAUCUAUUUGUCGGACAGUCGACUUUUAAAAGCAUUAAAAUUGUACCAUUUUUUAUAUCGAAAUAUUUUCGACAUCCCUAUUUUCAAAUUGUUCUGUCUUACCAAUAUAUAAUCACACAUUCUACAAAACUAUUUUUUACCGACUAAGACUUGAAUUAUCAAUACGGCAGUGGUGAAAAGUUCAGAUGGAUUUAUCAAAUAUAUGCCGUGCCUGUUUGUCGCCGGAAGAUCGGGUGCAUCUGCUAGAUUGGUAUCAGCCUGUUGACUCUUUGGAUAUAUCAUACAAAGAGUGUUUUUGUAAAUGUACACAAAUUAAUUUAAGUUUGAAAGAUGAUCCAAAUGAACUCGAUGAUGCCCGGAUGCAAUAUCUAUGCCUUGAUUGUGCCCAAAAACUUAAAGACGUUUAUGAUUUUAUUGAAAAGGCGAGAAGGGCUGAUAAUGAAUUACGUUGCACACAAACGGAAAAAGUGAAGAUAGAAAGUAUAGCCAACACUUUUGAAUGGGUUCCAGUACAUGAAGAGCUAAUGGAAGUAACUAAGAUGCCAGAUACUGUAGAUAUGGAUCACGUAGAGGAUAUAAAGGUAUCACCAGAAUGGAAUGAACAUUUUAUGGAUGAUGAUGAAACAUCUCCAUCAAAUGAUAUCGAACACGAAAUAAAUAUUGAUAAAAAACUUAGUACUGACACUACAACAACAACAAAGUUUCUAGUUGAAUCGGAUAAGGAUAUGCAGAGCGGCAAUAACUUAAAUGAAGCUGGGCUGGUCUUAUCGAAAAAAAGUAAACAACUCAAUCUUGCUCAUACAAGACCUAAAAACGUAAAGAAAACAAACAAAGUAAAAUCCGAGGUGAAAACAAAAAAGAAAGUCAAGGACAUGUCUGAGCCGGUGAAGUGUGAAGNUGUCAGGAAUAAACAGAAAAAGAAGAAACAGAAAAUAUGUUUUUUUGUGGGUUUGCGAAGUUUAUUUGACGUUGGACAUUACAAUAUUUUGUGGGACGCCACUUACUACAGCCGUGAUAUGCCUUGUAUCUUUGAAGCCAGUCUCGCGCCCAGUACUGCUGCUUGA